Molecule: messenger RNA, 2060 nt
Organism: Paramuricea clavata
Lineage: Eukaryota; Metazoa; Cnidaria; Anthozoa; Malacalcyonacea; Plexauridae
Source: the annotation of a GenBank genome assembly
CUGUGAAAUCUGGCAUAACAAAGAAAAGGCUUAUUGAUCCUAACAUAAAUGAAUUCAAAGUUGUUUACAAAAAUAUGAUGAAAUGGCUUAAAAAUCGUGUACAAAAGGCGUGUGAAUGGUAUAAAAAACGUGAUAUAUCCAAGGACGUUCGCCCAGGUAUGGCUGUUGCGGAAACAUUAAGGGUUAAGGCAAACAUUAAAGAUAACUGCCUAAAAAGCCAGUUCAAUUGUGCAUGUUAUGUGUGGUUGCAAAAACCUAUCAUGUGUGAUUUUUUUUUUUUUAGUAUUGUGUGCGCAUGGAGGUUUCAAGUUCGAUUUUGAAAUUUUCAUACGCAAUGUGGAGCGGUAUGUUGGCCGGUAUGUUGGCCAUUUUUACAAAAUGAAGUAUCUGCAUCUGGCCUUUGCAGAUACAUUUCUGUUGUGCCAAGAAGUGAGUUAUACAUGUCCAAUUAACAUAAUUAAAAUCUAUUUAUUUGAUGUAUUUUUUCAUAUUUUUUUUCAGCUACAAGAAGAUUUGCCUGAGCUCCAGGACACAGCGAGGUUGGGCAUGGAUGGGCUCUAUAGCCUUUUUUAUCCUGGAGAAAAAUUUCCCGGUAGGUUAGACCGGAGGAUUUGCUGUGAAGCAAAGUCGGCGAUAUAGUAAUUGUUAGUUUAGUGAAAAAACUGUUUUACUCACAUUAUUAAAUAAAUUUUAUGUUUUUUAGAUCGUCACAGAGCUAUGGGAGAUGUAAAUGCCAUGUUAAAAAUUUUUGGUGAUAAACUGUGGGAACAUUUACCACAAUUACGGAUCCUAACUUACAAAUCGUUGUAAGUAUUUGUAUGUUGUUGUUAUUUGUAAGUAAUUGUUUUGGUUCCCGCAGAAAUAGUAAAAUAUAUCUGGCAAAUGCUACGCGCAUGGUUUCAUUAGUUAAUGCAUGUUCUGAGAUUUUAGAAAACCCGUACAUGUUUACAAAAAAACAUAUUAAUUAUGGCUGUUUUGUGAAUAGCUGCAAGGGACGUCAGAGCCUACACAGUUGGAAAGAGAGUCGACGUCAAUGUGUCUCCGUCCGGAGUUCCCCUGUAGCAAGUAAAGUGCUUGUUUAUUACUGAAAGUGCCUCUAAUAAACCAUCAAGGCGUUCUUCGGUUUCACAAUAUUUUCUCUUGUUUGCAAAAUAUUGAUUGAGUCUUGAAUAUCGAUUGAGUCUGCACGUUUAGUGAAGAAACAAACAGAUAUUGGACUAGCUACAAUAUAUUUUAAAAACAGAAAUAUCUUGAGCACGAGGAAAGAUAUUGAGAAACUGAAAAGGCCGUUAUGAUUAUGUAGUUGAAAUGAUCUUUUGUUGCGAUACAAAUUAGACCGCCAGGUUUUUUUCCAUUUUAUCGGCACCUUUAGGCUCUAGCUGUGUAAACGGGGAGAUGAGAACGAAGGUUGUUGUUUCCUUUUCUUUUUAAACGUUACUACAUAUAAAUUCUGUCAUGAUUCACUUCAGAAGUCUGAGCAUCGAAAGAUAUGACUCGUUUGAUCUGGGCUUUAAUGUCUGUUUUUGUGUUCGCUUUGACAGAUAUUGAAACAAUCUUACAGCGGUUCACCGUGGACGAUUUCUGUUGAGACGGGAGUAGGUUAGCGUUGCGCAUGAUUUCCAUAUUUAGCCCACAAACACAGAGUUGCAAAAAAAGAUUGCCUCGGGAAGCUCUUGAAAGGUGAACUAACCAGUGGCUGCUCUGUCGCUAUGUCGCACGUUGCGAUGAAACGUAAAUAAAUUCUCCUUUCGUAUAUUUUGUUUAAUGGCCAUUCACUUAGCAGUACUAAGCUGGGCGUUAACAUUGUUGAUUUGUUUUAAAAACAGAAAUAACACUUUGACUGCAUUUUCCCUUCACAGAUGAAUGAUUCCAUGGCCUCUCUUAAAAUGUGAGUUUGAAAAUUAAAUGGAAAAAAGGUCCCAACAGGCGCUUCGUGAUCCAGGGUGAUUUUGAUCACUCAGUGAAUUUUUAUUUUUAGUGAUGAGCAUAAAGAUGGUGUUGUGGGUGGAGAUGAGUUUGGAGGUAGGGAUGUUGGCCCGAAUGUUAAGAAUGCAGAUUGA